Arthroderma uncinatum is the source of this 555-nucleotide messenger RNA. RefSeq names its product mitochondrial 54S ribosomal protein YmL8. Gene Ontology annotation, molecular function: structural constituent of ribosome. Bases 1 to 555 code for a protein of 184 amino acids. Gene Ontology annotation, biological process: translation. The transcript is spliced from 2 exons. The record is from RefSeq and is a predicted model, not a curated record. NCBI's taxonomy places the organism in Eukaryota, Fungi, Ascomycota, Eurotiomycetes, Onygenales, Arthrodermataceae. Gene Ontology annotation, cellular component: mitochondrial large ribosomal subunit; ribosome.
AUGGCUGGUGGUGCCAUCAAAUACCGACAUCUCGAUCGCAAAUCAUCGCAUCGACGAGCCCUCCUGCGAAAUUUAGUUACCUCUCUCUUCACACAUGAAUCCAUAACGACGACAUGGCCAAAGGCGAAGGAAGCCCAGCGACUGGCGGAGAAAUUGAUUACACUGGGAAAGAAGAAUACAGAGGCCAGCCGGAGCAGAGCACAAUCGGUCUUUUUUACUCCUCAGAGCCUCCUUCCAAAGCUCUUUGGACCGCUUCGUGAACGCUAUAUGGACCGACCCGGUGGCUACACUCGUGUUCUACGAAUUGAACCUACAAAGCCAGACCAAGCGCCCUCUGCCAUUCUUGAGUUAGUUGAUGGAGUGCGCGAUAUGCGUUUUGCAAUGACGGCGAAGACCCUUGCUCGCCAGAGAGCUGCCGGUCAAGAGACGAUGAACGAAGUCACCGCUCAAAACGUGAUGAAAGUGACCAGGUUUCGACCAGAUGGCCAGGCUGCUCUGGAAGCAGAAGUACAGAGGGUGGAGGAAGAGUUGGAAAAGAAGGCAGGGAGAAAAUAA